Molecule: messenger RNA, 1020 nt
Organism: Enhydra lutris kenyoni (northern sea otter)
Lineage: Eukaryota; Metazoa; Chordata; Mammalia; Carnivora; Mustelidae
Product: sperm acrosome associated 1
Exons: 7
Coding region: 1-1020 (339 amino acids)
Biological process (GO): acrosome assembly
Cellular component (GO): acrosomal membrane
Source: RefSeq, a predicted model, not a curated record
AUGGUUGCCUGGCGCGGCUCUGGGGUUCGGAGUCUGGCGGCUCCUGUCUUCGACGCACCUCUUGUCAGGAGCCGGCGGCUGCGACUGCGCCUUGGUCGGCCGUCGGGGCCGAGAACCAUGAGCCCCGGGGGCGCGGGCUGCUCCAGCGGGCUGCUACUGACGGUCGGCUGGCUGCUCCUGGCGGGCCUCCAGUCCGCCUGUGGGACGAACGUCACCGCCGCCGCCCAGGAUCCCGGCUUGGCCCGCGAGGGCGAGGCCGAGGGCGAGAAUGAGGCGGAGGAGGAGACCGAGAGCGAGAGGGAGGCUGAGAACGAAGCCCAGUCUGUGGCUGAGGAGGAUGUUUCAAAUACAACAGUAGUCAAAGAAGUAGAAUUUGGGAUGUGCACCGUUACAUGUGGUGUUGGUAUUAGAGAAGUCAUACUAACAAAUGGAUGCCCUGGAGGUGAAUCCAAGUGUAUUGUACGGGUAGAAGAAUGCCGUGGACCAGUAGAUUGUGGCUGGGGUAGACCAGUUUCAGAAAGUCUUGAAAGUGUUAGACUAGCAUGUAUUCAUACAUCUCCUGUAAAUCGCUUCAAAUAUAUCUGGAAACUUCUAAGGCCGGACCAACAACCCAUUAUCCUUGCAAAUGAUUCAGCAAUCCUGGAAGUACGCAGGGAAGUUCAUCCCUUGGUUUUUGAGUGUUCUACCUUGGAUAAUAAUGAAAUAAUAGCAUCUGUGAAAUUCACAGUCUAUACAACAAGUGAAUUGCAAAUAAAAAGAUCAAGCCGACCAGACACUGAUGCAGUCCUAGUUUUUGUGCUGACCAUAGGAGUUAUUAUCUGUAUAUUCGUGAUCUUUAUACUUAUCUUCAUAAUUAUAAACUGGGGGGCAGUCAAGUCUUUCUGGGGAGAAAAAGCCUCAACAACUGAGAUACAGUCUGAGCUGAGUUCAACAAGAUACAAAGAUUCAACUUCUCUUGACCAAUCACCAACAGAAAUACCUGGAAAUGAAGAUGAUGCUUUAAGUGAAUGGAAUGAAUGA